Molecule: messenger RNA, 1023 nt
Organism: Carassius carassius (crucian carp)
Lineage: Eukaryota; Metazoa; Chordata; Actinopteri; Cypriniformes; Cyprinidae
Gene: cox7a2l
Product: cytochrome c oxidase subunit 7A-related protein, mitochondrial
Exons: 3
Coding region: 97-444 (115 amino acids)
Biological process (GO): mitochondrial respirasome assembly; regulation of oxidative phosphorylation; mitochondrial electron transport, cytochrome c to oxygen
Source: RefSeq, a predicted model, not a curated record
AGCGACAAAUUCUUAAGCAAGGAAAAAGCCGGUUGAGUUCCGACUUCCUGACCGUCACUCUCACCUCGUCCUCGCCGGUUACCACUUAUUAAUAAAAUGUAUUACAAAUUUAGUGGAUUUACACAAAGACUGACUGGAGCCGUGUCAUCCUCCGCAUACAGUCCGCAGGGCUUGAGGUCAAAUAUACCUUCUGAAUCUCCUACCAUAAUUUUUGCAACACCAACCAAACUGGUGUCUGAGUCGAGUGCUGCAGUGGAGUAUAUGGGAGGCAACAAGGUGCCUGACCUCCAGAGGAUAUUUCAGGCCUCAGAUGAGAUUCCUGUUCAUCUGAAGCGAGGUGUUCCAGACAGACUCUUGUACAGGACCACCAUGGCACUGACAGUCGGGGGAGCUCUCUACUGCCUUGUAGCUCUUUAUAUAGCAGCACAGCCCAAAAACAAAUGAACUGUACCCAGCCCAUUUUCAUGAAUAAGAUCAGCAUUGAAAUAACAUUUGCAAUAUGUAACUUUCUGGUAUUUAUUAUGAACAUAAGCAAUAUGCCUCUCAUCAUUAAUCCAUGAACAGACACUCUGCCCUGAACAAAGCUUUUGCUACACAAUGCCAUUUUAAUUGUGUCCUGUGUCAGAUCGGUCCUUACAAAUGGGAUGCGAUUAGUUAGAACAGUUCUCAAACUUUGUAAUUUCAAGGCCCCAAAAUUCAAUAUUUGAUGGCUCCCCUACACAUACACUUAAUGUCAUCUUGGUGUUCUGCUGAAAUGACAACAAAAACACAUGCUUGUUUUAAACCUUUUUAUUUAAAGAAACUAGGGUGAUAUUGCAUACAAAGGUUAUAAAAGUGUUAUUUAAUGUGGUGUAAUAUAAAUUUCCAGAUUUUUUUCCCUCCAGAACACACUCUUAAAAAUAAAGGUUCUAACAGGCUGCUUUCACAUCAAUACCAUACAAAAGCCCUUUUUGGUUCCCCAAAGAACAUUUAAGUGAACAGUUCUUUUUUUUUUUUCUUAGUGUGAAUAACGUUUUUUCACUU